Molecule: messenger RNA, 1808 nt
Organism: Geodia barretti
Lineage: Eukaryota; Metazoa; Porifera; Demospongiae; Tetractinellida; Geodiidae
Source: the annotation of a GenBank genome assembly
ACAAAAACAGUUGCACCUCACUGGAGUUUCUACCCUGCUGAUGAGGAGCAACCAUGCUAUGAUGCAGUGAUAUCUCUACUGAGAGUACACAUUGGAGGGAACUCUCACUCAACUACCCUACCCAGUCAUCAUAUGUCAGUCCCUGAGACUGGGGGACAGGAAUCUUAUCAGGACACUCCUCCCACUCAACAGGACAGCUCUACUGUUGGUCAGGACACUCCUCCCACUCAACAUGACAUCAUAGAUACCACCCAGAUCACCUCUCGUCAGAAAAGACACUUUUCUCAGGCUCGGAGGAGAGUAAAGCAGAUCUUCAAUGACCUGGACAGACGUCUCAAGUCAGCUGACAAGAAAGACCAGUCAGAGUCACGGAUACCUUCCGGCUACAAGUUUGAUAACAAACAUCCAGGAAUACAAUUCUUUGGGGGUCCGUGGAAGCAGUCAGUGACAUCAGCUGGUGCUCACAUCACCUGGAGGGAGGAGAUAGGGGUGGAGUUUGACAUCCCUCCCGGGGCAGUCCCCGAGGGCAGAGAGCUGGAUCUGAGUGUCUGGCCAUGUUUUAAUGGUCCAUUCCUUUUACCAGAUGGCUAUGAGCUAGCCAGCCCUGUCUUCCUCAUACCUCCCACGUUUGAAUUCUCUCGAGAAAUAACUGUGACACUUUGGCACUUCUCUAACCUAGAAACCGUGGAGGACAGUGAGAGAAUGGUCUUCCUCUCUGCACCUUCCACUCCUCACACAAAACAGGCUGGCAAAAAGCCAGUAUAUCAGUUCAGAGUCCUUGGAAAAGGGGUUUUUGAGCCUCGCCGGAAUUAUGGCCAAAUUUCACUGACUCACUUCUGUUUUGGUGGUAUUGGUCGCAAGCACAAGAAGCACUCGUCUCCUUCAGACAGUCCUGUUAGUAAAAAACCAAGGGAUAAUAGGUAUGUUUACCAAGUGUAUCAAGAUAAGCAGUUUGGAGAUAGAGCGAUUUUCUCGGCAUUCCUUGACCAUAAACUCCAUUCUACUGAACUUGAAGAACAUGUUAAGAAAUAUUGGCCUCAACUUUGGUCACCUUCUUCCGUCCCAAUCAGUAUUGAAGGGGACAGGGUAAAAUUGCAGUGGCCAUCCAAUACAGGCUGGGUUAUUACUCCCCAUAGAGAGCCAUGUGAAUUAACAAAAGAUAUGGUGGAUUCUCAUCAGAGGCAUCCAUAUCCCCCAAUGAUUAUGCUGCAAGUUGAGAAAGCUCCAACAUCAAGUACACUCUCUCCAAGUAUUCGAGUGGACAUAGUUGGGAUCCGGGAACAGGGAGAACGGUUCAUACUAACACCAAAACUACGGCAAACUGGCCUUAACCUACAGAGCUCCUUAUCCAGUCCGUCCCACACUCUCCAGUCUUCACAGAUGGUUUCUUACUCGUCCUCUCGUGAGCAAGCAGACACUGCUGGAGCAAGUGUGGAGCAAGCAAGACAGAGGUCAAGUCAUCCAAACCUGAGAGAUCUGCUCAACAACAUUACUACUACCAAAUGGUAUGUGUUUGGGUUGCAACUGACAAGCAAUAUUGAAGAGCUGAACACAAUCAAGACCGAUAACAAAGGUGAUGCAAAAACUGCCCUGCAAGAAACACUUAAUCUUGUUCUUAGAGAAGAUCCAGAUCUGUCAUGGCAGAAAGUCGUAGAAGCAUUGCAAACUAUUGGUGAAGUAGCAAUGGCUCGAACAAUAAACAAAGAAUUUUGUUAAAAAUAUUUCCUCACUUAUAUUCAUGUUUUAAUUUUAUCUGAUUUGCAAGUAUGGACGCAACUGACAACCCAAACCUAUCAACUACACAUCCA